GAGGGUUUUAUUUUGGUCUGUGCGCGCGCGUGUCUCCGAUUCGGUCUCACUCGCUGUUCUGCCGGACAGUCGGUUGGACACUCAUGCGACUUGGGUUGGCCUAGACCCGGGCAGGGUCACUAUGGCGAGCACCGAGGAUUCCUCACCACCAGCACCAGUGGCACCAACAUGUGCCAACACACCACCGCCUGCAAGAAACCCGGCUGUGAUGUCGGUGAAGCAAUGGUUCAGGGAGCUGCGGCCGCUGCCACUGUACCUGAUGAUGGCCCUGACCAUCCUCUUUUUCCUGGUCGAGCUCGUCGCCAGCCACAUAACGCACGCGCUCACUCUGCUCGUCGAUUCGUACCACACUCUGUGCAACCUUAUCGCCCUCACUGGCUGCCUUAUCACUGUUAAGUAUGGCAAGGAGCACGCCCGGGGCGUGUAUUACGCUCCUGCAAAGACGACGGACAGCGACGACGAGAAUGAGGGUGCGACGCCACCCCUGGACCACGAGCGGCCGGGCUGCGGCCGCAACAACAAGCACCGUAACCAACAGGGGUUUCUUAAUUCGGAGCGGAAGCUGAAAAACACUUUUGGAUGGGCGCGAAUCGAGGUUUUGCUCAUGAUGGUCGGCACUGUUUUCCUCGCCUCCUUGUGUUUUUCUCUGAUCGUCGAGGCGGUGCAGACGCUUUUUCACAUCGGACACUCGGACGCCAUGCAUUACCCGCUCCACGUAAUGAUCAUUGGGGCCUGUGGCCUCAUUCUAAAUGGCGCGUGCUACUUUUUAAUUGGAGGGUACACCUUCCACCAGGGCAGUUUUCUGCACGUCAAUGCUGAGGGUAACGUCGUUCUGGACCGCGACCUGACCGAGAAAAAUGUCAGGGUGGGCAGUCGGCAGUUGUCUGCACGACGAGCGGUCGUCCGAGAAGACGCCGUUUCGCAAAUCGAAAAGUGCGAAGUCGAAACCAAACCGGCCGAGGCGCACCUGCACUCGGCCCAAAGAAGACAAGGCGCCCGCGAGAUGUUUCGCGACGUCAGCAGCUGCCUGUUUGUAAUUGUAUGUGCGGCGAUUGUUUAUCAAACGGAUCCGCACUUUGCCAAGUACAUCGACCCUGGACUUUCAAUUGUCUCCAGUCUGCUUCUUUUGGCCCUCAGCUACCCAUAUAUGAGAGAGUCGAGCCGAAUCCUGCUGCAGACCAUUCCUGGCUACAUGGACAUCAAGUCGCUGAAGAAAGACCUGGCCAAGGAGUUUCCGAGCAUUGAAAACAUCCAUGAGGUGCACAUCUGGUGCCUAACGCAGACCAAGGUUUUCGCAACGGCACACAUUGUCAUACCCACCCAUGAUGAGUACAUCAGCAUCAAAGAGCGGUUAAUGGACUUUUUCCAUGAAAGAGGAGUCACCCAAGCUACUUUGCAACCAGAAUUUUCAAAAUCCAUUGACGGAAGCUCUGAAGUGAGGGAGUGCUACCUGAUGUGCCAAGGGUUGGGAUGCCAGAAACAGCAUUGCUGCAGCCGCACCCCAACUAGCAGCACCGAGGACCUCACCUGUGAAGAUGGGCAUUCCCAUAGUCAUGAAAAGGGCCACAGCCAUGACAAGGGGCACAGUCACGGCAAAAAGCACAGUCAUGCCAAGGGUCAUAGCCAUGAUAAGGGACACAACCAUCAUGAUAAUGGACAUAGCCAUGUCCAUGGAAAAAAUAAUCCCCUCCGGUCUGAAGCAGUUGAGGGUGUAAAUGUUUCUGAAAUUGAGAGGGCUCAGGACGAAAUUGAUGUCAGACUUGACCCUGAGGAGAGUUGCUCUGAGCCCAAGGGUCCAGUGUCGUAUGAGCGGCAGCGGAGUCGGUCUGUGUGUGAUUUGCAGCAGACGAGGGACUCGUUCGAGGACUACGGAAUCAAGCGGGUGAAACAGACUAGCUUAGUCGACGUGAUGCAUUUGAGCUGAUAUGCACCACCUUCAUGUUCCUGUGAUAUUUUCAUAACUGCCUAAACAAGUUAUUGUGGUUAUAACUUUUAAACUAUGUAUUCACCUGUGCCGCAUUUUGUGAGAAUAUUAUUUUUGUGCGUUGUUUACUCUCUCAUGGACAAAUAAACUCACAACAAC
Molecule: messenger RNA, 2083 nt
Organism: Neocloeon triangulifer
Lineage: Eukaryota; Metazoa; Arthropoda; Insecta; Ephemeroptera; Baetidae
Gene: ZnT77C
Exons: 10
Coding region: 122-1924 (600 amino acids)
Biological process (GO): zinc ion transmembrane transport; detoxification of zinc ion; intracellular zinc ion homeostasis
Cellular component (GO): membrane
Molecular function (GO): zinc ion transmembrane transporter activity
Source: RefSeq, a predicted model, not a curated record